Messenger RNA from Scomber japonicus (chub mackerel), 3247 nucleotides. RefSeq names its product KN motif and ankyrin repeat domain-containing protein 4-like. The coding region runs from base 1 to 2643 and encodes 880 amino acids. Gene Ontology annotation, cellular component: cytoplasm; cytoskeleton. The transcript is spliced from 9 exons. Lineage: Eukaryota; Metazoa; Chordata; Actinopteri; Scombriformes; Scombridae. Gene Ontology annotation, molecular function: protein binding. Gene Ontology annotation, biological process: negative regulation of actin filament polymerization. The record is from RefSeq and is a predicted model, not a curated record.
AUGAUGGAAGGACAAAAUGGCAAUAUCUCACCUCAUAAAACAACCGAGAAUGGAAUUAAAAGAAAGCCCCCUUACUCAGUGGAAACUCCCUAUGGUUUUCAACUUGACCUGGACUUCCUGAAAUAUGUAGAUGACAUAGAGAAAGGCAACACCAUAAAAAGAGUCCCCAUCCAGCGCCGAAGCAAGGGCCCACGGGCCAGCACUCUUCCCAGGCACCUUAACCCUUCUGGGUUUGGCUACCGCCCGAGCGCUUGGGGAUCUACUGGAGCUCUUGCCCCCAGGUCCCGACUGUCAGACGGCCAUCAUCAUGGCUACUCUUCCUGGGCAUAUGAUAACAGGUCGUCACUUUCUCCGACAGGUCUAAAAUCUCUGGCAGAAAUGGAUGCUAGAAUCAGGGAGUUUGAUGAGCAACCCUUGGGUGAACACAUCCGACCUCAUCUUCUCCGUGCCUCCAGUCUGCCUCUCACAGUAUUACUGAGACAGGGAUCAGAGUCCACAGAUGACCCUGGCAGCCUCCGAAGUUCAAGAGAUCACCUUUGUGGAGGAAACACCUCCUGCGAAGACGUCUUCCACUCCUCAGACAGCCCUCGUGCCCAAGACUGCUCAGGGCUGUUGAGGCGCCUGACAGAGGCACUGGAACGUGUGGGGGAGCUGGAGAUGGAGGUGCGGGUCAUUCCAGAGCUCCGGGCUCACAUUUGCAUACUUCAGGAGGAAAAAGAAAGGCUCCGUCUGGGCCUGAAUCCACAUAUCCAACCUCCAUCCAUGAACGGGACAACAGACCCUUGCAUCUCCUCCCACUACAGCACUGUGGACAUCAAAAGGCCUCAACCUGAAAGUCAUAUCAUGUUUCCUAGAGAUCACAGCCAAGACGUCUCUAAUCCUACACAUGAGUGGAGGACUAGUACAGAUUUGGAUGAGCUGCUGACCGUGACAUCCCUACAAGCCAAGGUAGCUGUGCUGGAGCAGAAGCUUCAUGAGACUGGACUGGAACUCAAGAGGGUCUCAGGGCUGCUUAAGGAGCAGCAGGACGAGAGCAGAAAGAAAGAUGAGAACAUUGACCACCUUACUAGGAAUCCUGGGGUGUGGGUCCGUGCAGAGAGGGUAGUGGUAAACCAGGAUGGAGAUGAGGUGAUGGUGAGAUCAAGAAGUCCUAAUGCAUUUACUGUCACCAGAAGUGUUACCGCAAAUGGACAAGGAAAUCAGCAUCAUGACUGCAUUGUCCCUUCUAUGGAAAGGAGUCCACUAUUGUCCGUGGAACGUUCUGAGGGUAUGGACACAGCAAUGGUCGUUCACCACAUAAAGAAGAUCAAGAGGCUCCUGGAUCAGCAGUGGGAGUAUUUGUGUGCAGACAGCACAUCGGCCGAGGGGGGUAAACCACUGCAGCACCAGGACCCUAAAGUCAACUCCCUACAGCAGGAGAUGAUGGGACUUGUCGACAUCCUCACCUCCUACUACACUCAACACGGACAUAGUGACGGAGAGAAAAUUCUAGAUGAAGCCCAUAAAUCCACCAUGAAGACAGGCGGAUGUGUCUGGAUGUCAGAAAACCUACACCCUGGAGGUGUUAAUGAAGGACGCAAAACAACCACAAGUGGAAAUCUCCUUGGGCAGGACUCUGUGAAGCGGAGCGUUCAUGGUGAUUGGGAGCAGAAGGAGGGCAGCAUCAGCCCUCGGGAGAUGGCUUCUGCCCAGGUGGAUGCAGACCCAGGGAAGAGAGGGAUGGAGGGGGUGAGGCAAAUGAGCCCAGACAGACAGAUGAUAUCAGGAGGAACAGGAUCAGGGUGGACAGAUGGAGGCGUAGCGUCUGUGCAAGCUCCAGAGAAAAUGGCCAAGGCAAAACUGCAGCCUCUAGGAGAACAGAUGGAGGGCUACUCUGGCUCCGAAACAACCACCAGGGGCAGGGAGACAGUAAGUGCAGAAUUUGUGAUUGCCUGUCAGUUCCUCAAUGAUCACAUGGAAAACAUGGAGAACCCCAGCGAUGACAUGAGGAAGGCCCUUGUUGUGCUGUUUCAGAACUGGUUUGGUGCGGCAGCAGAGGAGGGUUCAGUGGCCGACAGGGUGGCCAUGUAUCUGAGAGAAGUGAAGAAGGCAACACCUGCACUGUUGGCCUUCAUGAUCAACCUGGCUGACGACAACGGCAACACAGUCCUGCAUUACAGUGUGUCCCACUGCAACUACAGUAUUGUCAGCCUGAUACUGGACACAGGUGUGAGUGACAUUAACCUUCAGAACAAUGCUGGCUACACAGCAGUGAUGCUAGCCUCACUGACAGCCCCAGAUGGCCCUGGUGGCAUGGAGGUGGUCCGCAGACUCAUGGAGCAGGGCAACAUUAACAUUCACUCCAGCCAGACUGGCCAGACAGCUUUGCACCUGGCGGUGAGACAUGGGCGAGUUGUGAUGGUUCGCCUGCUGCUGAGCUGUGGGGCUGACGCUAACAUGCAGGACAGCCAGGGAACCACGGCCCUGAUGUUCGCAUCUGAGAAAGGCUACACACACAUUGCAAGGCUGCUGCUGGAGAGGAGCCAGUGCGACCUCACCCUGACUGACAAGCGUGGUCGAACUGCACUCUCUAUCACCAUGCAAGGUUCCCACACUGAUACAGCCGCCCUGCUGCAGGCCCACGCUAAAGCUCGAGCUCUGUAGUGGUGGAAAAAUGGAAAAGAAGACCUAUGAUCCUUUCACGUGCUAUCUCUCGCAGGCACUUCAAAACCCAGUUUAGUAUUGACGCUACGUGCUUGGAUUGAGCUCUCGCUUUCGUGAUACUGUUACGGAAUUCUGGGCUUCUGCAAAUCAGCAUAAGCUUGAAAUAUUUUGUAAGAAGACAUCAGUGAGUGUUUGUUAUGAUUACUGAUGCAAUAUACAGUAAAUGUGCUGUGCUCUUUUGUCUUUACUGUUGAUGUUCAUAGUUAUGUCUGAUCUUUGCACAUCCAAGUAGCAGCUUUGCUCUGCAAACUAUGCAAUGAAAAAGAUAUUUAUUACAAGACUUUUAUGUAUUGGUCAUGAAUAUGAGAUUCAAAAGUCAGUACUUAUAAUUACAUUUUCAAAAUUACAGAUAUGUUGAUGUUUUUAAAGGGAAUUUAAAGUGUUUCACUCUUUUCAGCAGCUGAGCACUUUAAAAAAAUGCUUGUGAAAUACAUUAAGAAAUGCUGCAUAUUAAGCAGUUGAAAGAAAGACACAUUUUUGGAGACAGUAAACUACCCUUUUAAUUUCACCCCCUAGAAAAUGCUAUUUUGAUGUUUGUUUUUAA